Molecule: messenger RNA, 5762 nt
Organism: Nothobranchius furzeri (turquoise killifish)
Lineage: Eukaryota; Metazoa; Chordata; Actinopteri; Cyprinodontiformes; Nothobranchiidae
Gene: eprs1
Product: glutamyl-prolyl-tRNA synthetase 1
Biological process (GO): glutamyl-tRNA aminoacylation; translation; prolyl-tRNA aminoacylation
Cellular component (GO): aminoacyl-tRNA synthetase multienzyme complex; cytoplasm
Molecular function (GO): glutamate-tRNA ligase activity; proline-tRNA ligase activity; ATP binding
Source: RefSeq, a predicted model, not a curated record
CCGUCAUUAAAAGCAAAAGAAGGGUGUUUCUUCCUUCCCCCGUUGUUGCUUGGUACGGAGGAUUGGGCUGUUGCGUGUUCUUUCACUUCGUUCGGCUCUUUUAUUUUGUUUACCAGUUAAAAGAUUAUUGAGUCUGUCCGAAGCAGAGAUCCAGCAGGAUGGCGCUUAAUCUAACCAUAAACGCCAACAACCCGCCUCUAGGUGCUCUUUUGGCUGCAGAGCACGUGAAAAGCAGUGUGCAGGUGUCUGUGGAGGAGGGCAAAGACAACAGGCUUCACAUCUCAGAUUCCAUCCAGUUCAGCGACGCUAACUCCAUCAGCCGCUACCUGGCUCGGGUGGCUCCUGCUCUCGGCCUUUAUGGGUCCAACCUGAUGGAGCAGACUGAGGUGGAUCACUGGCUGGAGUUCAGCGCCCGGCGUCUGUGUGAUCAGCCCAGCCUGACAGCGGUGCUGGGUGAGCUGGAUAAGGCUCUGUCCCUUCGGACCUUCCUGGUCGGACAUGCCAUCACCUUGGCUGACCUGUCUGUCUGGGCAGCUCUCAAGGAUCACAGCGAUUGGUUGAGUCAGGGGAAGUCGUUCCCUCAUGUCAGUCGCUGGUUCUCUUUCCUGACCUCACAAGUUCCCUUCUCUUCUGUGGGUAACAAGUACGCUAGUAAGAAGGCCCCGGUCAACAAGUCCAGUUCAAAUGAGAAGAAGCAGGAUGUUGGAAAGUUUGUGGAGUUGCCAGGAGCUGAGAUGGGCAAGGUGGUGGUUCGAUUUCCUCCCGAGGCCAGCGGAUACCUGCACAUAGGCCACGCCAAAGCCGCCCUGCUCAACCAGUACUACCAGGUGACCUUUAAAGGCAAGCUCAUCAUGCGCUUUGAUGACACCAACCCCGAGAAGGAGAAGGAGGACUUUGAGAAGGUGAUCUUGGAAGACGUCUCCAUGCUCCAGAUCCGUCCAGACCAGUUCACCUACACCAGUGACCACUUCCCCACCAUCAUGAAACUGGCCGAGAAGCUGCUCGCCGAGGGCAAAGCGUACAUCGACAACACGCCUCCAGAGCAGAUGAAGCAAGAGAGAGAGCAGCGCAUCGAGUCCAAAUGCAGAAACAAUACUGUGGAGCAGAACAUGAAGAUGUGGGCUGAGAUGAAGGCCGGGACAGAGUACGGUCAGACCUGCUGCAUGAGAGCCAAGAUGGACAUGAGCUCCAACAACGGCUGCAUGAGAGACCCCACCCUCUAUCGCUGCAAGAACACCCCCCACCCUCGCACCAGAGACACCUACAAGGUCUACCCGACAUAUGACUUCGCCUGCCCCAUCGUGGACAGUUUGGAAGGUGUUACCCACGCGCUCAGGACCACCGAGUACCACGACCGUGACGAUCAGUUCUACUGGAUAAUCGAGACCCUGGGUCUUAGGAAGCCCUACAUCUGGGAGUACGCCAGGCUCAACCUGAACAACACCGUGCUUUCAAAGCGGAAGCUGACCUGGUUUGUCGAUCAGGGAUACGUUGAGGGGUGGGACGACCCUCGCUUCCCAACUGUCAGAGGAGUGUUGAGAAGAGGAAUGACUGUAGAAGGUCUGAAGCAGUUUAUAGCAGCUCAGGGCGGAUCGAGGUCUGUGGUCAACAUGGAGUGGGACAAGAUCUGGUCCUUCAAUAAGAAGCUGCCAGUUAGCUGUCUGAAGGUUAUUGACCCAGUAGCUCCCAGGUACACGGCUCUGUCCAGCUCCUACGUGGUUCCCGUUUCUGUCCCAGAGGCAUCAGAGGAGAUGAAGGAAGUGGCUAAACAUCCAAAGAACACUGAGGUCGGGAUGAAGGAGGUGUGGUACGGACCCAGAGUUCUGGUUGAAGGAGCAGAUGCUGAGACUUUCAAAGAGGGAGAGGUGGUCACUUUUAUCAACUGGGGCAACCUCAUCAUCACAAAGAUUAACAAAGGGGCUGACGGUAAGGUCAUGUCCAUGGAGGCUCGUCUAGACCUGGACAACAAAGAUUUUAAGAAAACAACAAAGAUCACAUGGCUGGCUGAGACAGACAGUGCUCCUCUGCUGCCCACCAUCUGCAUCAACUACCAGCCACUCAUCUCUAAAGCUGUCAUCACCAAAGAUGACGACUUCAAAGAGUACAUAAACAAGAAAAGCAAGCUGGAGGAGAAGAUGCUUGGUGAUCCGUGUCUGAAAAACCUAAAGAAAGGUGACAUCAUUCAGCUUCAGAGGCGGGGCUUCUACAUCUGUGACCAGCCCUUCGAGCCAGUCAGUCCCAACAGCUGCAAGGAGAGUCCUUGUGUCCUGAUCUACAUUCCUGAUGGUCACACAAAGGAGAUGCCAACAACUGGAUCUAAGGAUAAGAGCAAGAGCCAGGCCUCCAUAAACGCCUCUGCUCCCACAACCAAAGCUCCUUCUGCCCCUGCUCCAACUCCUACUCCUGCUUCAGCUCCUGCUCCUGCUUCAGCUUCAAAUUCAGCACCUGACCUGUUUGCCAGCAUAGUGGCACAAGGGGAAGCUAUCCGUAACCUGAAGGCUGCCAAAGCUCCUAAGGAGGAAGUAGAUAAGGCAGUUCAGCAGCUGCUUUCCUUUAAGGCUCAGUUUAAGCAGCUGACAGGUGUGGAUUACAAACCUGGUAUGGCUCCUCCCACUUCUCCAGCAUCCACAGCAGCCCCACCGUCGGACUCCUCCUCCUGUCCGUACACCCGUGUUAGUCAGCAGGGGGAGCUGGUGAAGAAGCUGAAAGCAGAGCAGGCACCUAAGGAGCAGAUUGACGCUGCAGUGAAGCAGCUCCUCGCUCUCAAGGCGGAGUUUAAAAAGUUCACCGGUCAGGAUUACAAACCAGGGAUGGUCCCGCUCACUCCCUCGGCUCCCACCGCCGUGACUCCCCCCUCACCUCCCUCUUCUUCGGACCUGUAUGAGCGUGUGGCACAACAGGGGGAAGUUGUGAGGAAACUGAAGUCUGAAAAGGCCCCCAAGGACCAGGUUGACGCGGCUGUGAAACAGCUGUUGGCCCUCAAAGCAGACUACAAACAGGUCACAGGUCAGGACUACAAACCUGGAGCUGCCCCAGCCCAGAGCAAGCCCACCCCCACCCCCGCUGCUCCUGCUGCAUCUGACUUGUAUGAAAAGGUCGCUGAGCAAGGAGAGGUGGUCAGGAAGCUAAAGGCUGAAAAAGCCUCUAAGGACCAGGUUGACGCAGCUGUGAAACAGCUGUUGGCCCUCAAAGCAGAAUACAAACAGGUCACAGGUCAGGACUACAAACCUGGAGCCGCUCCAGUCCAGAAGACCACAGCUCCAGCCCAGAGCCAGCCCAACCCUGCCCCCGCUGCCUUGGGUCUCUACGAGCAGGUUGCUGAACAAGGAGAGGCGGUCAGGAAACUAAAGGCUGAAAAGGCUCCUAAAGAUCAGAUUGAUGCUGCAGUGAAGCAGCUGUUGGCUCUUAAAGUGGAGUACAAACAACAGACUGGUCAGGAUUAUAAACCAGGUUCACAGGCUCCAGUUAGCCCUGUACAAACCCAGGCCAGCACUUCCCCCGACCAGUCCGGUUCAUCUCCACAGGCUCAGGAACUGUUUGCACAGGUGACCCUGCAGGGGGAGCUGGUGAGAAAGCUGAAGGCGGAGAAGGCUGCUAAGGAGCAGGUGGAUGGAGCUGUGAAGGCUCUUCUGGACCUGAAGAGCAAGUACAAGUCUGUGACUGGAGAAGAAUACAAGCCUGUGGCUGCUGCUGGAGCCACCGGAGGGGAAGACAAAAACCGCAAGGAGAGGGAGAACAAGUCUGAGAAACGAGGAGGAGGAGGAGGAGGGGGGAAGAAGGGUAAAGGAGACACAGCAAGUCAAGGCAAAGAGGCGUCCGGUGGCGCAGGAGGCUCAGGGGAGGGUCAAGGUCCCAAAAAACAAACCCGGUUGGGUUUGGAGGCCAAGAAAGAGGAGAACCUAGCUGACUGGUACUCUCAGGUCAUCACUAAGGCAGAGAUGAUCGAGUACUACGACGUGAGCGGCUGCUACGUGCUGCGGCCCUGGUCCUACUCCAUCUGGGAGGCUAUCAAAGAAUUCUUUGACAAAGAAAUUAGGAAACUGGGUGUGGAGAACUGCUACUUCCCCAUGUUUGUCUCUCAGGCCGCCCUGGAGAAGGAAAAAUCCCACAUCGCAGACUUUGCCCCUGAGGUUGCCUGGGUAACUCGAUCUGGGAAGACCGAGCUGGCGGAGCCCAUCGCUGUCAGACCCACCAGUGAGACAGUGAUGUAUCCUGCCUACGCCAAAUGGGUCCAGUCCCACAGAGACCUGCCCAUCAAACUCAACCAGUGGUGUAACGUUGUGAGGUGGGAGUUCAAACACCCUCAGCCCUUCCUGAGGACACGCGAGUUUCUGUGGCAGGAGGGACACACAGCGUUUGCCACAAAGGAGGAGGCAGCCGAGGAGGUGCUUCAGAUCCUGGAUCUGUAUGCCAGGGUGUACGAAGAGCUGAUGGCGAUCCCGGUGGUGAAAGGGAGGAAGACGGAGAAGGAGAAGUUUGCUGGAGGAGAUUACACAACCACAGUGGAGGCGUUCAUCUCUGCUAGUGGUCGAGCCAUUCAGGGUGCCACAUCCCACCAUCUGGGUCAGAACUUCUCUAAGAUGUUUGAGAUUGUGUUUGAGGAUCCCAAGAAGCCGGGUGAGAAGCAGCUGGCUUUUCAGAACUCCUGGGGCAUCACAACCAGGACCAUCGGCGUCCUCACCAUGGUCCACGGAGACAACAUGGGACUCGUCCUCCCCCCCAGAGUGGCCUGCCUGCAGGUUGUCAUCAUCCCAUGCGGGAUCACUGCAGCUCUGCCAGAGCAGGAGAAGGACGCCCUGUUAGCCCUGUGCUCCACAUACCUGAGCAGGCUGCUGGAUGCUGGCGUCAGGGUGAAGACGGACCUCAGAGAGAACUACUCCCCAGGGUGGAAGUUCAACCACUGGGAGCUGAAGGGAGUCCCUGUGCGUCUGGAAGUGGGUCCCAAAGACAUGCAGCAGAAGCAUUGUGUGGCAGUGAGGAGAGACUCAGGUGAAAAGGUGAAGAUUCCCGAGGCUGAGGUGGAGAAGAAGCUGGUCACCAUGUUGGAGGACAUCCAGAACAGCUUGUUUAAGAAAGCUUCCGAUGACCUGCAGAGUCAUAUGGUGGCUGCAGACACAAUGGAACAGUUCCAGAAGGACUUGGACCAGGGCAGAAUUGUCCAGAUCCCGUUUUGUGGAGGGAUUGAGUGCGAAGACUGGAUUAAGAAAACAACAGCCAAGGACCAGGACUUGGAGCCUGGAGCUCCGUCUAUGGGGGCCAAGAGCCUCUGCAUCCCCUUCUCUCCUCUGAAAACUCUGCAGCCUGGUCAGAUGUGUGUCAGUGGCAAGGAGCCUGCUCAGCAUUAUACGCUGUUCGGACGCAGCUACUAAAGACCUGCUCCCAGAGAGCAGCCUCCUCUAACCUGUCUCACUUCUGACCUUAAUCCAGACAGUGGUUACUGACCUGUGGGCUUCAAAGGAAAAUGUUUCUAUUUUUUACAUGACUUCUGUUGUAAACAGAUUUUUUUUCUAUCUUUUAUCUAUGUAAUCCUGGUGACUGUGUGGAAGCUGUAGAGAGAUGGAGUCUUCUUACACACACGGCUUUAGUCGUGCUUUAAGGGAAAUGGGUUUGAGCUUUUGGAGAAGAUGAGCAUUACCAAAAUCGUUUUGUUAGAAAUUCCUUCUACUUCCUCUGUUUAAGUACUUCUGGUUUCAAAAGUCAGUCGUGCAACAUUCUGCCACUUCCACAUUUACAGUAUUGGAUAAAGGAGCUCAUGUGGAAAA